AUGUUUUGGCCUAAAAACAACUUUGAUUCAGAUAAAAUUUGGAUUAAUAAUUGUUCGGUACCUUGUUCCGUCACUUAUGAUCGUCGUCGUGCUUUCAAAACAGAUAUAGUUUUAGUGCAUCAAACAAAAUCCAUAGUAGAAGGUUUUAUUAAUCGUCAAUUACAAAAAUUAGCUUUAUUGAGUUUGGAACCUUUUUGUAUGUAUGAUAUUGCUAAAAAUCUUGCUCAUGUGGAUAUUCUUAUUAGUUUUCAUAAAUUUUCUGACGUACAAGUGACCUAUUCCAAUGCUGUUGUAGACAGUUUUAAAGCAACUGAAAAUAUGUACUAUCAUCUGAAUAAACGGUUCAACAUUUUAAACCGAUUUCCCAAUAUGACUAUAAAAGAUCAACGUGUAUUGGGCGCUUUUUUUAUCAGCCAAUGUAGGUCAAAAGAUCGACUCAGAUAUCUAAAAGAAUUAAUGACAUACAUUCCCCUCGAUUCUUAUGGCAAAUGUCUACAUAGCAAGCAUAUAGAUAGACGAACUUAUGAUAAACGUCAAACUUUUGCCAAAUACAAAUUUGCCAUCUCAUUUGAAAAUUCUAUUCUACCUGAUUAUGUUACGGAAAAAUACUGGCAAGCUUUAACUUCAGAUGCUAUUGGUGUGUAUUGGGGAGCACCAAAUAUACGUGAUUAUUAUCCAAAACAACAAAAUAAAAUCAUGAUCGAAGUUAAAAAUUAUCCUGAUCCGAAAGAUCUGGCCAAUUAUUUAUUGAUGUUACAUUAUAAUAAUACAGCAUAUUUAGAAUAUUUUCAAUGGCGAUAUCAGCAAUUAGAUGAAACAUUUAAUCGUAUGAACAUCAAUGGUUUUGACAAUGGUGAACAACAUUCGUGGAUUUGUAAAACAUGCGAAAAUUAUCAUAACCAAUUCCAGUAA
Messenger RNA from Didymodactylos carnosus, 912 nucleotides. NCBI's taxonomy places the organism in Eukaryota, Metazoa, Rotifera, Eurotatoria, Philodinida, Philodinidae. The record is from the annotation of a GenBank genome assembly.